Balaenoptera ricei (Rice's whale) is the source of this 3591-nucleotide messenger RNA. It is a transcript of the gene SLC2A13, whose product is annotated as solute carrier family 2 member 13. Lineage: Eukaryota; Metazoa; Chordata; Mammalia; Artiodactyla; Balaenopteridae. The transcript has 10 exons. Gene Ontology annotation, cellular component: membrane. Gene Ontology annotation, biological process: transmembrane transport. Bases 275 to 2215 code for a protein of 646 amino acids. Gene Ontology annotation, molecular function: myo-inositol:proton symporter activity. The record is from RefSeq and is a predicted model, not a curated record.
CGCUCGCUCCGCAGCGCCAGCUCGGCAGGCGCGGGGCGUGAGUCUCGAGUGAGACCCGCCAGGCUCCAACUCCGCAGCGCCGGGGCUCGGCGGGCAGCAACUUUCUCCCCGGAGCGGCCGCGGCGGCGGCGGCUGCUGCCGUGGCAGUCGGAGCGGGAGCCGGGAGGAGGAAGGCGGCGGCAGCGGUUCCUUGUGCCCGCUCGGGCUGUCUAGCCCUCCGAGACCGCCGGCCCGCGGAGCCUCGUCCCCCCGGGCAGCCCCGGGCCCCUGCCCUAUGUCCCGCAAGGCGAGCGAGAAUGUGGAGUACACGCUGCGGAGCCUGAGCAGCCUGAUGGGCGAGCGGCGCAGGAAGCAGCAGGAGCCGGACGCGGCGAGCACGGCUGGGGAGCGCAGCCUCCUGGCGGCCGCCGAGUCCAGCGCCAGCCUGCAGGGCUCGGGCGGCGGCGGCGUCGGGGACCUGGAGCGCGCGGCGCGGAGGCAGUUCCAGCAGGACGAGACCCCCGCCUUCGUGUACGUGGUGGCAGUCUUCUCCGCGCUGGGCGGCUUCCUGUUCGGCUAUGACACCGGGGUGGUGUCGGGGGCCAUGCUGCUGCUCAAGCGGCAGCUCAGCCUGGACGCGCUGUGGCAGGAGCUGCUCGUGUCCAGCACGGUGGGGGCGGCCGCAGUCUCGGCGCUGGCUGGCGGGGCCCUCAACGGCGUCUUCGGCCGCCGCGCCGCCAUCCUGCUGGCCAGUGCCCUCUUCACCGCCGGCUCCACGGUGCUGGCUGCGGCGAACAACAAGGAGACGCUGCUCGCCGGCCGCCUGGUUGUAGGGCUCGGCAUCGGCAUUGCUUCUAUGACAGUGCCAGUGUACAUCGCUGAGGUCUCACCCCCCAAUUUAAGAGGUCGAUUAGUCACCAUUAAUACCCUCUUCAUCACGGGAGGGCAGUUCUUUGCAAGUGUUGUUGAUGGAGCCUUCAGUUAUCUCCAGAAAGAUGGAUGGAGGUACAUGCUGGGACUUGCAGCAAUUCCAGCAGUUAUACAGUUUUUUGGCUUUCUCUUUUUACCUGAAAGCCCUCGAUGGCUUAUUCAGAAAGGACAGACUCAAAAGGCCCGUAGAAUUUUAUCUCAGAUGCGUGGUAACCAGACCAUUGAUGAGGAGUAUGAUAGCAUCAAAAACAACAUUGAAGAAGAGGAAAAAGAGGUUGGCUCAGCCGGACCUGUGAUCUGCAGAAUGCUGAGUUAUCCCCCAACUCGCCGAGCUUUAAUUGUGGGUUGUGGCCUACAAAUGUUCCAACAGCUCUCAGGCAUUAACACCAUCAUGUACUACAGUGCAACCAUUCUGCAGAUGUCUGGUGUUGAAGAUGAUAGACUUGCAAUAUGGCUGGCUUCAGUUACAGCCUUCACAAAUUUCAUUUUCACACUUGUGGGUGUCUGGCUUGUUGAGAAAGUGGGUCGCAGAAAGCUUACGUUUGGUAGUUUAGCAGGUACCACCGUAGCACUCAUUAUUCUUGCUUUGGGAUUUCUGCUAUCAGCCCAGGUUUCUCCACCCAUCACUUUUAAUCCAAUAGCUCCUUUAGAUCAGAACACUUCUUGCACAAGAUACAGUUACUGUAAUGAAUGUAUGUUGGAUCCAGACUGCGGUUUCUGCUAUAAGAUGAAUAAAUCAGCUGUCAGUGACUCCUCCUGUGUUCCAGUUAAUAAAGCAUCUACAAACGAGGCAGCCUGGGGCAGGUGUGAAAAUGAAACCAAAUUCAAAACAGAAGAAGUAUUUUGGGCUUACAAUUUCUGCCCUACUCCAUACUCCUGGACUGCACUUCUGGGCCUUAUUUUAUAUCUUGUUUUCUUCGCACCUGGAAUGGGACCAAUGCCUUGGACUGUGAAUUCUGAAAUAUAUCCCCUUUGGGCAAGAAGUACAGGAAAUGCAUGUUCAUCUGGAAUAAAUUGGAUUUUCAAUGUUCUGGUUUCAUUGACAUUUUUACACACAGCAGAGUAUCUUACAUACUAUGGAGCCUUCUUCCUCUAUGCUGGAUUCGCUGCUGUGGGUCUCCUUUUCAUCUACGGCUGUCUUCCUGAGACCAAAGGGAAAAAAUUAGAGGAAAUUGAAUCACUCUUUGAUAACAGGCUAUGUACAUGUGGUACUUCAGAUUCUGAUGAAGGGAGAUAUAUUGAAUAUAUUCGGGUGAAAGGAAGUAACUAUCAUCUUUCUGACAAUGACGCUUCUGAUGUGGAAUAAUUGUCAGCUACUGAUAUAUUUAGUCAUUUAAACAAACUUGGGAGAGAAGAACAGCAAUUGGUGACCUCACUGCCCUGCUUUUAAUCUGGUUCUUUCCACAGUCUAGUUUUGAAUGACUUCAUAUUCUAGAAUAUUUGAUUCCAAGGAAGAUACAAUCACAAUGACAUUUUUUUUCACAAGCAGAGAUGUAAAAAAAAAUCUACAGAGAUUUUAAACUAAUAGUUAUUGAGCAAAUGUGUAUAAUUCCUUCCUGAGAUAGUUUAAAAUGAAUAUUGUACCCAGUGACUUCCUUGAUAAUCCUUUUUUCCUAAGACUAUAUAUAAUUAUUAGUGGCAAUUGAGUCAGUGCUAAUCUAGCCAAAUCAUAUAUAUGUGAUAUACUUACAGCAAAGGAUUCUGAAGUAUGGUCCAAGGGUAUUUUCUGUCAAAGCAUGGCCUGUUGGCCCUAAAUUCUCCUAAGGACACGGAACUUACCUGUGAUCAGCUAUUAGAAAGUAAACUCCAUUUAAGCUUUCAUCAACAAAUUCAAAAGUGCGUCCUACAGGGGCACAGCUGUCCUUUUAUCCUUUGGAUCCCACAUUUUGGUUUCUCUCUCCAAUUCAAAUCUGGAAAGUUCUUCAGAAGCUGACUCUGUAUAGGAUCAUUUGAACAUUAUGAAAAGCAGGUCUUUUAGGGUUUAUUUUCCUGCAUAUUUUUUGCAUCAGUGACAAGUAUACAUUUGCACAGAUUAGCUAGCAAGUUUUGAUAAGUAUAUUUUAUUGCUAGAAAGUAAGAAAGAAAAGAUUUUUAUGGACCUUAAAGAUUUUUAACCCUGAGUUAGUCACUUAAGUGUGCAACUGUAAACACAAAAUAGCACUAGAUCUUCAACUGUGUUUCAGGGUCAGUUUUUGUUCAUGCCAAAAUCACCUGAUAUUCACCAUGCCUUCACUCAUCCACUCUGGAGUCCUACUAUUUGUGCCUUCAUUUGUGUGAUAUAAAUAACUUCUAGCAGACUAUUUUUCCCCUUCUUUUAAUCAAAUAAUUUCUGAAACAAGAAAGGAAGGAAGAAAAUCGGUGGCAGAAAUAAUCCUGCUGUUACUGAUGUUUGUUUAAUUAAGUAGUGGGACUUCUAUUUUUCUUAACUUUUUAUUAACUCUUCCUAAGGGAAUUGUCACAUUUUGUUACUUACGAUACUCAUCUUUUUUUUCUUUUAAUUCUAAGAGCAUAAACUGGUUUUUAUUUUGCACACCCUUUCUCAUUUUACCUGGCAUUCUAUGUAAAAAGAUACAUAGAUUUGUCUGUGGGUGUUUCCUUUGUCUCAUGCUUGGCUUGGAUUUUUUGCCUCCUUGUCUAAAAAUUGGGAUUUUCUACUGGAACAGAUUAAUGGUUCUCAUAUAA